CAGCGAACGCCCCCACCCCCGCCCCCAUCCCCCACCCGACCCGACCCGACCCGACCCGACAAGGACCCGAAGGGAUGGCGACGGAGGCGGUCUCUCUCAUGGACAUCGACGGCGACGGCGGCGGCGACAUCGACGGCGACCACGGCCGCCCCCCGAAGUCGGACAGGGGCAAAGGCGCCGCCGCCGUCUCCGGCGCUCCUCCGGACGGCAAGGCCACGCCGUGGGUCGAGAAGUACCGGCCUCAGUCGCUCGCCGACGUCGCCGCUCAUCGCGACAUUGUGGACACCAUUGAUAGGCUGACGAAUGAGAACAGGUUGCCGCAUCUAUUGCUGUAUGGCCCUCCCGGCACGGGCAAAACAUCGACCAUACUGGCAGUGGCGCGCAAGCUUUACGGAGCGCAGUAUCACAAUAUGAUCUUGGAGCUGAAUGCAUCUGACGACAGAGGCAUCGAUGUCGUGCGGCAGCAGAUUCAAGACUUUGCUAGCACUCAGAGCUUCUCAUUUGGUGCUAAAUCCUCUGUGAAGUUGGUACUACUGGAUGAGGCUGAUGCCAUGACAAAGGAUGCGCAAUUUGCAUUGCGUAGAGUGAUCGAGAAAUACACGAAGCAUACUAGGUUUGCUCUUAUCUGUAAUCAUGUCAACAAGAUUAUUCCAGCUUUGCAAUCUAGAUGUACCAGAUUCAGAUUCGCUCCUCUUGAUCGCAUCCAUGUUGCAGAUCGACUUAAACAUGUCAUAGCAGCUGAGGGGCUUGAUGUAACUGGGAGUGGCUUGGAGGCACUUGUACGGCUCAGCAACGGUGACAUGAGAAAGGCUUUGAACAUUCUGCAGUCCACGCAUAUGGCUUCUCAACAAAUAACUGACGAAGCUGUCUACCUCUGUACCGGAAAUCCACUGCCCAAAGACAUCGAGCAAAUAUCUUAUUGGCUUCUAAAUGAAUCUUUUGCUACAAGUUUGAAACGAAUAGCUGAUAUGAAGACAAGGAAAGGUUUGGCCUUGUUGGACAUUGUUAGGGAAGUGACAAUGUUUGUAUUUAAAAUCAAGAUGCCAUCAGAUGUUCGUGUCCAGCUGAUUAAUGAUUUAGCAGACAUCGAGUACCGGUUGAGCUUCGGAUGCAAUGAUAAAUUGCAGCUUGGAUCGCUCAUCGCCUCUUUCACGCAUGCUCGUGCUGCACUGGUUGCUGCUGUGAAGUAGAUUAGAUAUGUUGUAGCUACAAUAUGUUUCUACCCUUGGCCCUAACAUUUAUCUGGGUGCCAUUUUCCGUAGCAUGCAAUGAAGUUGGGACCUAUAAUCUUGUGUUGCUUUUGUUCAGUGUGAGUAGCUAUAUCUACAGAAAUGCACAAAGGAUCGUUGCAAA
This is a messenger RNA of Syzygium oleosum, 1353 nucleotides long. Its product is annotated as replication factor C subunit 3. NCBI's taxonomy places the organism in Eukaryota, Viridiplantae, Streptophyta, Magnoliopsida, Myrtales, Myrtaceae. Gene Ontology annotation, molecular function: ATP hydrolysis activity; DNA clamp loader activity; ATP binding. The record is from RefSeq and is a predicted model, not a curated record. Gene Ontology annotation, cellular component: nucleus; DNA replication factor C complex. The transcript is spliced from 9 exons. Bases 75 to 1190 code for a protein of 371 amino acids. Gene Ontology annotation, biological process: DNA repair; DNA-templated DNA replication.